AGCAGCAAGUGUGUAAGGUAAUUCCAAUCCUGUUGUUGCGCGGUCUCUAAACCCCAAGUCCUAGUUUGUUGCAACCUUCUCUCUCCCCACCAUCAUCAUUUCGCGCAGCCCUCACUCCUCUUUGUUUUUCUUUUUGAUGAAUUUUGCAUUUUAAGUGGACUUACUUUCUUACUUAUCUAUUUCAUGUGGAAUGGCUGACGUAUGCUUGCGAUGAUUGAUGGACGAUGCUAUAGAAAAAGUAAGGACCCAACCAUGCCGGUCAAUCUCGCUUUCUGAAGAUGCCUCCACUUGUAUAUUUAGAUGAAUUCCUUGCGUACCCUGACAGACCUACACCGACAUAAGCAGUUGUUAGAUUGAAGCUCCAAGAUUAAAGUAGUAUUAAGCCAUCUUCAUGUACUUACCUUAUGCUCCGACUCUUGAUCCUGUUUUUGCUGUUUUAAAUGUAGUGUAUCAUACAUCUCAAGAGCAAAAUGACUUUGAUUUUUCGUUCACUUGUAUCUUGAUUGAUUGGCAUAGUCUUCCGUUAUCUGAUAGCGUGAUAAAGACCAUUAUAUAGACAUGGAGGAUUUCCUAUCGUUCCUGCGAAUCCGUUCGGUCUCCCAAGAGGGGCCAACAACAGGCGCAUACCGAGAAGCCGUGCAAUUUUUGCGCGCGCUUGUUGAGCGGAGAUUACGGCCGUUGCGCAGUGACCUCGAAAUCUAUGAGGAGGAAUUCGUGGCAAGCAAACCGGUGUUGCUCGUGCACAUUCCUUCUAGACAAGAUGCGACACAGCCAGUUGACCCGGACAGUACCCCAAAUUACACAGAUGCAAUCUUGCUAAAUAGCCACUAUGAUGUGGUUCCGGCCAUGCGAGAACACUGGUCGACGGAUCCAUUUGCGCCUGAAAUGCUUAAGGCGUGCCUCAAUCUCAAACCCUCGUUUUAAAUUUAAGAAGUACCUCGGAACUGUCGUUUCCAUAACAUAGGGAAAACAAGACAGAUGAAUUUUGAGAUGAAGAAGGAAAAGGAACCCUGUCUCUAAAAUUUGCAAGGAUCGGAUCUACGCGCGUGGAACACAAGAUAUGAAAUGCGUGUGCAUCCAGUAUGUGCUGGCCCUGGAGAGAGCAUUAUUAAGGACGACAAAGAAAUAUAUAGUAUCAACAGCUUUUAACUAUGUCCACUUUUGACAUAGCGCCGACUGCGAAGGUUCUUAACGUGGAUAUUCAUGACAAUGGGAGUGACUACUUAUAACUUACUUAGCGAACAAGAACAUUCUUCAGGUUGGACAACAAUGUUGAUGACGACACUCAUAAAAGAAGAAGUCAAUCCCACUUGAACUUCAACUUCAACUUAAUCCCUGUUGGUCAACAAUAUAUUCUGCUUUAUUCAUUGUUUCGCGAAUUCCUUAAAGUUAAAUUCCGUGGAUUUAGAUUUUUCACGCUCGUCUUCUAAUGUUCUCGAAGACUCCGUCGUUUCGGCGUCCGGUGUGGCUCUCGUUCGUGCCCGACGAGGAGAUUGGAGGGAAGGAUGGCAUGUGCGCCAUGCUAAACAGCGCGCUUUGGAGGGACCGACUUGAAGGUCGCGUCGCUUUGGCGCUGGACGAAGGGUUGGCGAACGAGAGUGAAAAAAAUUUCACAGUUUUCUUUGGUGAGCGCAACCCUUGGUGGAUCAUGGUCAGGGCCGAAGGACCCACAGGGCACGGGUCGCGCUUUAUUCAGGACACGGCAGUGUCAAAAAUCAUCAAAGUUGCAAAUAAAGCAUUGGAGUUUCGUCGCGCAGAGGAGGAGCGCUUAUUGUACCACAAAAACGCGACGGCCUUUAUUUAAGGCUUAUAAUGUUGAUAGUUCACCUUUUUUCGCCACGUUUUUUAUUUUCAAGAUUCUGAGGAAGGGAACAAAACCUGAAAAGAUGAACAGAGGAAAUGGGCUAGGCGUUGUAAGUUCUAAGUCUCGAAUUCCGGCGAAGCAGAGCAACCCGCAUGCGGCUGUAAGCACUCCUUAGCGAAGAAAUUGGGAGACGUCACGACCGUGAAUCUAACCGCACUACAAGUAAGGCUUACGAUAAUUCAGAUUUAUCUUCACAAGAGCUUGUAGUUUCCUCCAGGGCCUCAUCCUAAAGAAGUACUCUUCUAAAUACAAUGCAGGUGCAACUUCGCUGGAGACAUAGACAAUUAGCUCAGAGUUUGCAUUCUUUCACCUUGUGCGUUCUAAUACACGCGGGUGUCUUCAAUGAGACGACGAAGACCUACGCUCUUAAUGUCAUUCCAGUGGAGGCGACGGCUGGCUUCGACGUCCGGAUAUCACCGCUGUUCAAAGUGGCAGACUUUCGAGCCUUGUUUUAUGUACUUAAUGUGGAUGAUCAUGAUGUUGCCAUCGCUGUGAUAAGGAGUGUCUUGUUCGCAUGUUGACCCACUCCACUUGUAAUAGAUACAACUUCUAACAACUCCCAAGCCCCAGGAACUAGGUAACAGGGCUGGCAAUGAUGUUCUUAAAGGAGCCAUUUUGGUGAAUAAGCAGAUCAAAUUUAAAUAAUAAUACCUUUUUUAAUCUAGAUUGGCUUCUUCCCUUCAUAUAGGGUCGAGGUUUAGGUCCAGCGGCGCUCAAAGCACUAAAUAAAACAACCGGUUCGUUUUUACCUCUAGCGUGUAGCCCUUCCAACAAUAAUAAUGCCUUUUUUAAUAUGUAUCAUCAUGGAUGCCACCCAGCUUUCAUUUUCGAGAUUCGUGGGUCGCCGAAUUUAAUGGGUCAGUGACGUGGAGUUUCGCACCUGGCACCGUGCCAUCGGAGAAGCAUUUUUUGACGCCGGUGCGCAGUCGUCCAGAGUACUUCGUCUGUGACCCUGUGACAGACAUAUUGACAUUAAGAUUCGAUACAGAAUCGAUUUUUCCAUCCUUAGCAUGACCAUCCUUCUUGACUAUCUAUUUUACUCUUUUCACAUCAGGGCUUCACUGCUUGAAACUACAAGUGCAAAUGCUAGUGUAUAUACUAUUGCCUCUAGUUCUUCUAGAAUAACAACGAGCUAGAAGAACAAUGAAAAAAGUCGUGAAGAAGGUGAAUGAUACCAGCAAGGAUGCGACUGCCUGCGCUAGCAUUAAGUUGAGGAGAAAGUGGUGAACGAAAUGUCAAAUCUUCGACAGCAUGGUGGGACCUUUUUGCGGAAGCGAUGCAAGAAUUUGGCUACGGACUGGACGCUGAAGUAUUUCCAGCGGCAACGGACAGCCGGUUCUUGCGUUAAGCCUUACUCGAUACUAAUUUUCUUCAACAUGAUUAUUUUCUUGUCGCUGUAUCAGUUGUCCUAAUUUGAGUUGGGGUGUCAAGAACAAGCAUGAGGAAAGGAGUAUAUUGCCUUUACAUUAUUACAACUUCUCCUUUUUCGAGCAUAAUCAAAUUCUAAAAAUAGAGUACUGAGUCUUGAUUCAUUCUAGAUAAGUAGGUCUUGAGCAGCCAGCCAUCUAGUGAUGACUGGAAUCUUGAGCAGCCAGGUAUAAUCAUUAGGCUCGUUGAAUAACUGAAUCUUGACUAGUGAUUGAGGACGAGGUUGAGCCGCUCUAAUUUCGGCAGCUGAAGAUUCCAGCGUUUGGCUUCUCACCUAUGCGGAACUGCGCUAUCAUGCUGCAUGAGCACAACGAAUAUAUUCCAGUAGAAACGUUUUGGGAAGGGGUAGACGUCUACGAAAAAUUGCUGCCGCGGCUUUUCGCUUCCACCAUCUAAAAAGUAGUGCCACUCUUGGAAUCCGGCUUCGUUUAUGGUGGUUACGAGUGGCCAUAUCAGGACCACACACGCAACAUGACAACAUGACAACUUCCUCGCAAUACUAGAAGGAAGUAAAAAUAGCUGCAGUAGCCGCAGGGACAGGCAGGCAACUGUAGACGCUUUGGCUGUUGUGCAGUAGAACAAAAUGCAUAAGCGGCGCUUCUGGAAUGCGCCCAGCGGUUGGUGUGCAGAGGUUCUACUCCUCUGUCGUAUAACGUCUAGCUAUAGAGGGUUCACAUCGAACAAAAUAGCAGACUCAAUUGAUUCUGCUCUCCUUCUGAAGUGAGAUACCGCAAUCACGACUGCGAUCUCCAACAUCUUCCUCGGUUCGACUGUAUAAAAAACGGAUUUCAAACUUUCCUCAUAAUAUGCUUACUUACUCUUGCUCCCUCGGUGCACGUACGCCGCACUUCAGGAAACGAGUCGGAAGGCACAUCGUGC
This is a messenger RNA of Amoebophrya sp. A25, 4171 nucleotides long. Lineage: Eukaryota; Dinophyceae; Syndiniales; Amoebophryaceae. The record is from the annotation of a GenBank genome assembly.